CUUUCCUCCCCCAUCAACUUGUUUGUGCUACUAAACAAGUUAAAGCUAUUUUAUUAUUCCAACAAUUUAUAAAAAUGCCACCAAGAUACUCUGCCAGUCUUCGAGGACUUCUGCCAUGGAUGUUCCUUAUGCUUCAGUCAAUAUUUACUUUAGUCUUGUUGUUCUUUUUUUCCCAAGAGUACACAAUAGAAAGAAACCUUCACAGAUAUCCAGCAUUUCAAGAUGUGAAUGUCAUCAUAAUUCUUGGAGUCGGCUUCCUGUUUGCCUUCCUAAGGAAAUUUGGAUUUAGCGGAGUUGCUUUUAAUUUUCUGAUCACAGCAGUUGGACUGCAGUGGGCAACCAUUUUGGAUGCUUUCCUAUUUAACAGGACAGAUGGAGUUCCAGCCAUCAGUUUUUCCAGCUUAUCAACAGGACUAAUGAGCAUCUUUCCAGUCCUGAUCUCAUCUGGGGUUAUCCUAGGAAAAGUAAAUCCCAUGCAGCUGACUAUCAUGACUGUCAUUGAAUUACCCAUAUUUGCUGCAAACAGAUACAUUAUGACAAACUAUCUUUUGAUGAACAAUCAUAUCAGCAUGAUGUAUGCUCAUAUUUUUGGAGCAUACUUUGGAUUGGCAGUGUCAUGGUCACUGGUUCCACCAUUACUUGGCAAUGAGGCUAGUGAGCAAUAUGAAAAAACUGAAACUACCUCAGAACUGUUUUCCAUGCUUGGAGCUCUGUUUAUGUGGAUUUUUUGGCCUUCAUAUAAUUCUCUGUUGCUGAAAGAUCUAAAGCAGAUUCAAAAUGCUGUUUUUAACACUUAUUUUACACUGGCUGCCAGCACUGUUGUGGUAUUUGCUGCAUCUGCACUCUUCAACAAAAAGGGGAAAUUUAAAAUGAUCCAGGUCCACAGCGCUAUGUUGGCUGGUGGUGUGGCAGUUGGAUUUUCAGCUUACAUGAUUCAGUAUCCAUGGAUUACAAUGACCCUAGGUCUACUAGCUGGACUUAUUUCUACAAUUGGACUAACAUACCUGCAGGACACUCUGAAAGUAGUUACGUUGGUACAUGACACAUGUGGUGUUAAUUACACAUUUGGGUUGCCUGGUCUUCUUGGAGCAUUGGCCUAUGCACUUUUAAUUCUGGUGGCAGACUAUGGGAGAUUUGAACUUCCCAUUUACCAAGCAUUGGUUGGUGUAGGUUGUAUACUCCUAACGCUGUCGUUGAGUCUGGUUGGUGGACUUCUAACAGGUUUCUUCUUAAAAUGUAAGCUUCUCAAGCCCCCUAAAGAAUGGCAUUUUUUUCAUGAUCAGCCAUACUGGGAGUUUCCUAAUGUGGACUGCCAUAUUUAACACAUAUGAACAGCAGAUGAAUACAGAGCUGUGUGUCUGAGGCCUUUAGCUAUAUCCCACUCGGUGUAAAAAAUGGACAGUACAAUACAAGUCUCCUAUUUCUACUUUUUUUAUUUUAAUUCUGUUUUACAUUGAUGUGCCAUGUACAAGGGUAGUGUUACUUUUACUUACCAUAAAUAGAAUCUUGUAAAAAGUUUAAAGUAAACUUAUCUUAAGGGAAAUAUGAAGAAUGUCUCUGGCAUCAAUAGUUUUGGACCAGGUACCAAAAUACCAAAACAACUAAUGCACAUACAGUGAGGGA
Messenger RNA from Rana temporaria (common frog), 1623 nucleotides. Its product is annotated as blood group Rh(D) polypeptide-like. Gene Ontology annotation, molecular function: ammonium channel activity. The record is from RefSeq and is a predicted model, not a curated record. Bases 75 to 1322 code for a protein of 415 amino acids. Gene Ontology annotation, biological process: ammonium transmembrane transport; ammonium homeostasis. The transcript is spliced from 10 exons. NCBI's taxonomy places the organism in Eukaryota, Metazoa, Chordata, Amphibia, Anura, Ranidae. Gene Ontology annotation, cellular component: plasma membrane.